GGGUUGCUGUGACAUUGGACAGGGGGGAGGGGCGUGGCCGCUGCCCCUCGGAGCACGGAAGGAGAGUGGGGAGGUGUCGCGGCCCGGCCCGGCCCGGCCCGUCGGCAGCGCCCGGCUGAGCGGGGACCGAGCGAGUGACGGAAGGCGACCCCGGCGACAGCGGGCCGGGCGCGGGCGGUCCGCAGCAUCUAGCGAAGAACAGCAGCCGGGGAGCCCCGGGGAGGGGCUGAACGGCUGCAGGGAUGAAGGACAGGCUUGCCGACCUGGCAGAGGGUAAAGGAAAUGAAGAUGGAGAGACAGUUAUUAUUGAAAAAGACCAUUUUAUGGAUGACUUCUUCCAACAGGUUGAGGAACUUAGAAAUAACAUAGCAAAAAUAGCACAAAAUGUGGAAGAAGUGAAGAAGCAGCACAGCAUUAUCCUGUCAGCACCAAAUCCUGAAGGAAGAACAAAGGAAGAACUUGAAGAAUUAAAUGAGGAAAUAAAGAGGAUUGCUAAUAAAGUCCGAGCCAGAUUAAAGGCUAUUGAACAAAGUUUUGAUCAGGGUGAAAAUACUAAUCGGACAUCAGUGGACCUCAGGAUAAGAAAAACACAGCACUCUGUAUUAGCUCACAAGUUUGUGGAGGUCAUGACGGAAUACAACGAGACUCAAACUCUCUUUCGAGAACGCAGCAAAGGUCGGAUACAGAGACAGUUAGAGAUAACUGGAAAGACCACCACUGAUGAGGAACUGGAAGAAAUGUUAGAGAGUGGUAAUCCUUCAAUUUUCACUUCUGAUAUCAUAUCGGACUCUCAAAUAACUAGGCAAGCUCUGAAUGAAAUUGAGUCACGUCACAAGGAUAUUAUGAAACUGGAAUCUAGCAUACGGGAACUACAUGAAAUGUUUAUGGACAUGGCAAUGUUUGUGGAGACUCAGGGUGAAAUGAUCAACAACAUAGAAAAGAAUGUGAUGAAUGCAACAGAUUAUGUGGAACAUGCAAAAGAAGAGACAAAAAAGGCAGUUAAAUAUCAAAGUAAAGCACGAAGGAAAAUGUGGAUAAUUAUCACUGUAUCAUUGGUGUUGAUUGCCAUAAUUGCUCUAAUUAUUGAAAUUGAUGUUCAUAAUUAUAUGUGUAGCUGUAUUGCUUCUGAUACUUGGAAUUAUCCUAGCAACAACAUUGUCAUAACAAGCACAUUCCAAGAAUUUAUGAACCUUCAGAAACUCCAAAAUACAUCUUCAGGAAAGCCAAACAUUUUUAAUAUAUGAUGCCUUACACUGUUCCACAAUGAUGACCUAUUACUAAUGGUUAAAAACAAAAUCACUUCAAAUGUUUACUCAUAAAUGAAUAUCAGAAUGUACUUGGAUAUGUAUGGAUUUUCACCAUAAACUAUACAUUUGUAGGACUGAAACUUAACUCUAAAUUGUUUUGAACUAAAGUAACUUAGGAUUUGUUUUCAUAUCUCAGGGUUACAGACAGUUUAAAUAGGGAAUGGAGAGACUUGUGUUCUGACAGUUUGGCUUUUUUCCUAGUGCUAACAUAAAUCUAAUAAUGAAUUUCAGUACCUUACUAGUGCUGCUUUUGUUAGAACUCUUGAAAAUAUUUUCAUGAGAUGUAGCCUUGUCUUUAAGUGUACUAAUUAUUUAGUAACCUUAACCUAUCUAAGCUUUAUACUUAACAGAAUUUUCUUCAAGUGCUAAAAUAUUUUAUCCUGAAAGGCUACUUGUUUAACUGCCUGUCGUAUUACACUUCAGAAGAAAAAGCUAUUUUUGCACUUUCCAAGUUGAGGUGUUACUUUCUCUUCCAACAUGACUAAGGUUAAUUGCUUUAAUUUAUUUCCUUGCCUUUAUAAUGAAAAUGGAAUUGUAACAUUUCUGGUAAAAGAAUGCAGUAAUGAAGUGCACCAGAUUUGGUCUUGAGCAGAAAGUUUUACAGAUAAUCUUUGUGCAAAGGAGAUUGAUGGAUCAGUUUAGCCUUAGUGUUCAUAUGACAAAAACCACACUUUUUCUCUAAAAGUCAAGAUUUCUUAUUCAGAAGCUUGCUAAUAUUGAUGUGUGAAUACAGAUAUAGGGAUAAACUCCCUCAGAACAGUCCGAGAUGUAAUACAAGCUAAGACACUGAUUUGUUAUGAAAUGUUUGUUAUAUAACAUAUAUGAAGUGUUUUAGCAUCUGUACACCAGUUGCAAUGCUAGCUUGCAAGACUUGAAAGCUUGAAAGACUUCAACUGUAACCAAAUAACUGCUUUUUGUUACAGGUUAUUUUUGUAUUUUGUGUGUAAAAUACUUGUGACUUGAAUUUUUGACUUCUCAUUGUUUAUGGAUAUCCAUGUAGAUAUGUAGAUACAUUUACACUGUAAAAGCAUUAGAGGAAAGUAUGUAUGCCUUUUUAAAACACAGUUUCUAAAGCUGUAUUUGUCCAUGUUAACUUCAAUAACGUGAUUCUAAAAGCAUAAAAUCCUUAAACCUAGGUUUUGUUGAUGGUGUCUGAGAUCAGAAUUACUAAGUAAACUUUAAUUCAGUCUGUUCACUUAAUGAAAUUGAGCAAAGUUUACAAUUUACAUUGUAUAUAUUAAUAUUCUUGCUUUGCUGUCCAAAUACACUGUGAAUGUGCUGGAGCUAUUCAGAUGUCAAACUGGUUUUUUGUUUUAAAAGAGAAAGACAGAAACAAACACAAUUAUUGAUCCUUUUGCCAAGUCAGCCAUAAAGAAGUCACCUAAAAAAUUUUUGGCUUCAAUAAUGAACAAAUUUCUUUACCUCUAAGUCCAGAACACUCACUGAUGUUUGAGAUGAAGUUUACAGGCAAAGUAAGGAAAGACUGCUUGCUUUAGUACUCAUUCUAGGGAAAAUAUAUUUUUAAUCUAUAAUUUUCUAGAUUUUUAUCAUAACUGUUAUUUAUACAGAGACACAAAUUAGAGCGUGGGGAUUGGAAAUCAGUUCUGCUGUUUAACAGCUGGUUACUCCAAAUCCCAUCAUGUUAAGUUUUAUUUAUAAUGUGAUAGCUUGCCCCUUAAAAGCAGAACUUUGAAUAGGCUACUCCAUACUUGUUAUGUAGCUGCCUCAAUGAGUUUGUUUUAAAACAAAACAAAACUUGUUUUUUGUUUCACAUGAACCUCUUGUUAAUAGUGGAGAGGAGUAAUUCUCUAACCUAUGCACUAAUAAAUUUGUCUAAGUA
Messenger RNA from Pogoniulus pusillus (Red-fronted tinkerbird), 3147 nucleotides. RefSeq names its product syntaxin 2 (gene STX2). Gene Ontology annotation, cellular component: plasma membrane; presynaptic active zone membrane; SNARE complex. Gene Ontology annotation, molecular function: SNARE binding; SNAP receptor activity. The coding region runs from base 243 to 1244 and encodes 333 amino acids. NCBI's taxonomy places the organism in Eukaryota, Metazoa, Chordata, Aves, Piciformes, Lybiidae. The transcript has 11 exons. Gene Ontology annotation, biological process: exocytosis; intracellular protein transport; synaptic vesicle fusion to presynaptic active zone membrane. The record is from RefSeq and is a predicted model, not a curated record.